UGCGUUCGCACGCUGCCCUUGGCUGUGGGCGGGCGCAUGGCGUCGUCGGUUUUACUGAUUUGAGUCGCACACUCCAUGCGUUAAGGAGGCUAACUUGUCUCUCGGAGAUCUCCUUUAUCCACUAUAUUCUAUGAGCUUCACUGGAGCAAAUGUGAAGCUGUCAACUUUGAAUGGACAUCUUAUCUGUGGACUCUGUGGAGGGUACCUCAUUGAUGCGACCGUGUUGACAGAAUGUGUCCACGUAUUUUGUCGUAGCUGCAUCGUCAAAUACCUCACUGAGCACAAAGUGUGUCCUCUGUGUCAAAGCUUGAUACAGGAGACGAGACCCGGCCAUGCACUUCGACCUGAUACUGUACUGCAACGUGUUGUGUAUAAGCUUGUACCCGGUUUAUUAAAGACCGAAAUGCAACGGCUGACGGAGUUCUGCUCGUCAAUGUCGGCCUCGGAAACAAUGCAAAGUACACAGGCGUCUGAAAACGAAUACUCUCUUGGGACAUCCACGGCCUUUUCUCACCCCCCUUUGCCCACUGCCCUCGCUACCCGAUCCUUGUCCCGAAACCAGUCUGCGUUGCCAACAUCCCGCCAAAUUUCCGGAAAGCACAUGCCGUCGUACACAAAGGUCCCAAGCUCCGUCUCCUACCUGUUGGGUGAAGAUGAAUUUAUAAGUGUUGCCCUUACGCACAUCCCCACAAUCCCAGAUACACAGUUCAGUGCUUCCAGACCCCUCAUACAUAAGUUCAGUCGCACUGGUGAAAAUGGAACAACAUCGGCUUCAACUUCUCCCACUCCUGGAGAGAGCGAACUUGAAACAAUUUAUCUGCUGUGUCCGUCCGUAGUCACAGUUCAGAGUUUGCACCAUUUGAUUCUGGCCAAAUAUCAGAUCGACCCGCACAAACUAGUCGUCGAUUUUUAUCUCGAUGGUGAAUGUUUAGAACCUUCACAUAGCCUCCGAGAAGUUGCAUUCCUCUAUUGUUUUCCUGCUAAACAUCAACGUAUGUGUUUUGAAUUCAUAUUUGCCGAUGCUCGUCUGGCUUGGUGGGGAAGGCCAAUGCCUCGACUGGAACGCUCACAUAAUAAAGAUUCGCAUCAGCUCCUUUGGUCCCCUCCACUAGACCGUCGUCGUUCGUGCUGCUCCUCCCCAGAUUCCGCCGACGAUGUUCGACCUCGCCAGAGGGCGUGGUCAAUAGCUAGCGGUGAAAAGAACAGAGAGACCCAUUCGAAAGCCAAGCGGACUUCACUAAUAUCAUCUUGCGUAAUUGUAUUCAUAGCCUGGUUGAUGAAUCAUGUACUUCUUCGUAAUUUUGUUAAUCCAUUUGAGUCAGCUUGUGCAUUUUUUCUGUACAGC
This is a messenger RNA of Opisthorchis viverrini, 1345 nucleotides long. RefSeq lists its product as hypothetical. Gene Ontology annotation, biological process: negative regulation of transcription by RNA polymerase II. Gene Ontology annotation, molecular function: promoter-specific chromatin binding. The annotation marks the transcript as partial. NCBI's taxonomy places the organism in Eukaryota, Metazoa, Platyhelminthes, Trematoda, Opisthorchiida, Opisthorchiidae. Gene Ontology annotation, cellular component: PRC1 complex. The record is from RefSeq and is a predicted model, not a curated record. The transcript is spliced from 3 exons.